Messenger RNA from Musca vetustissima, 675 nucleotides. RefSeq names its product zinc finger and BTB domain-containing protein 41-like. The coding region runs from base 1 to 675 and encodes 224 amino acids. The record is from RefSeq and is a predicted model, not a curated record. The transcript is spliced from 2 exons. NCBI's taxonomy places the organism in Eukaryota, Metazoa, Arthropoda, Insecta, Diptera, Muscidae.
AUGACGAAUGAACAAAGUGAUCUUAUCGAACAUGUUAAGCUGGAACAUAGUUCGAAAUAUAAACAACAACAACAAUUUGUACCAUUUAUUAAACAAGAAAAAGACAAUGACGAUCAGGUGACCGAGCAGGAAGAUGAAAAUAAAAUAACAAGAUUUGAAGAUUAUGAUGAAGAUGAUGAUGGUGGGGGUUCACAAAAUGACAGUUCACAAUAUGCUGAUCAAAGCCACAGUGACAAUGCAAGAGCAGAGGAAGAGGACGCACAAGGGGGAGAGCAAAAUAAUACACAAUUUUCUAAUUAUCAUGAAGAAGAAGAACACUCAGAGAUUAAUGAUAAUAACAGCUAUGCUCAAACGGACACCACGAUGGAAGAAGAAUCUCAAAAUAACAUGGAAUACAGUUCAUCAUUUAAUGAAUCGGAUGCGGAAGCUUUUUCACAACAAACUAACAAUAAUGAUGACGAACUUCUGUCAUUUGCCUGUGCCAAGUGUCCACAAACCUUUGCCACAAUUGAACAGUUACGAAUGCACUAUCAACAACAUCAGCAGGAAAAGGAACAGCAAGACGACAACUCUCCAUCUAAAUCGAAAUUCAGCUGUGAUAUAUGUCACAAAGAAUUUGGACUAAAAUUCAGUUUAAAUCGUCAUAUGCGAAAGCAUGCAAAGCCAACUUCGUAG